AUGCACUAUAUCAGAUUCUGCCGACCGCCCGAGGUCCAUUCCGGCCGAUCCCAGUCCUCGGUCAAAAUCGUGCUCACCAUCACCACCGACCUCAGCGACUCGUUCCUCUCACCGCGCAGCCCGGUCCAACUCGCCGUCAUAGGCGCAUACACCGAGCACAACGACGGGAGGUCCCAGCUCAUUCCCGUUUUUUUGACGCAGAACAAUCCCCCGGCAUGGCGGGCUGGAAUGAGGGUGCUCAAGCUGGACCUGCCGCUGCCACCGCGGCCCAUCGAGACCAUACAGAUCCGACCAUUGAGCCGGCAGCUGACAGCUCUGAGUACGGAGGAUGUCCUUCCCGGAAACCAGGGAUUGAUUAUGGCCGUCUACGCGGACAUGCCCCGCCAGGGCGAUGGCCGGGCGCCGUCGGUGUGUUUCCGGAGCCUGCGCCUGUCCGCUGGCGAUGUAGCUGCCGGCCAAACCCUGCAGAUAGAAGAAGACCUGGGCGAAAGCAUCGCGCGCCACAUCUGGGACUCCGGCAUUGUCAUGGUCUCUUUGCUUGCAGAUAUUUGCUUGGAUUCCACCGAUGCAAGUCAUGGGAAGCCGUUGCCCCUGUUUCGCGGCAUCCUUCUGAGCGACAGCAGGUCACUCAACGUACUGGAACUUGGGUGCGGAGUUGGCGUCAUGGGCAUCGGUCUGGCACGGAUCUUGUCCCUCAGGCGGGCAAAACAUACGCCGCAUAUCCUCAUGACAGACCUGCCCGAAGCAGAGGAGAAGGCACGUGCGAACAUCGCCCGCCAAGGCGAGAGUUUGGCGGGCGGCUCGGCCAAUCUGAAUUUUGAGCCUCUAGAUUGGCACGACGGGGAAAAGGGAGUCCUUGGCGAGAAGGCAGCUUCACGCGCGUGGGACCUCGUCGUGCUGUGUGACUGCACCUACAACACCGACACGCUCCCGCCGCUCGUCAAAACACUCUCGGCCCUUCACAGUCACUCCGCCCGGCGAAGUGCCGACGGUCGGUGCCACGUCAGAACCGAAGUUCUUGUCGCUACCAAACCGAGGCACUCAUCCGAGAUGAUCUUUUUCGACUUGAUGUCCGACGAUGGAUGGACCGUCCGGGAACAGACAGCCCUGUCGCUGCCUCUUCUAGAUGGUGAAGGACAGACCGUCGAAGUUUAUAUGUUUGGGAAGGAGGGGUGA
Parathielavia appendiculata is the source of this 1176-nucleotide messenger RNA. RefSeq lists its product as uncharacterized. NCBI's taxonomy places the organism in Eukaryota, Fungi, Ascomycota, Sordariomycetes, Sordariales, Chaetomiaceae. The transcript has a single exon. Bases 1 to 1176 code for a protein of 391 amino acids. The record is from RefSeq and is a predicted model, not a curated record. Gene Ontology annotation, cellular component: nucleus; cytoplasm.